Messenger RNA from Striga asiatica, 3218 nucleotides. NCBI's taxonomy places the organism in Eukaryota, Viridiplantae, Streptophyta, Magnoliopsida, Lamiales, Orobanchaceae. The record is from the annotation of a GenBank genome assembly.
AUAAGCAGAAAUCAUUUUUUUUUUUUUCUUUCUUUCUAAUUUCCAGUCAAAGAUUAUCAUAAUAGCUAGUUGUUGCCGUCUGUCACAAAUUAGUUUAUAAAAAGAAAAUAUGCAUCAAAAUCCAUUUGAAUUUUUUUUAACAAUUUCUGCCAUUCAUAUUUGGAGUUGCCCAUGAAUUCAUGUAAUACAGAUUGUUAGAACUUGACAAUUACAUAAAAAUAACAAACAUUAUCACCACAUUGAGCGAGUUCCAGUAUUCCAAAAUGGUAUGAGGCCCAUUUAAUUAGCUAAUCAAAGGAUAGGAGGCCCAACUCUUAGUGGAUAAAGCCAGGCCCAGAUCGUCGGCGUCGGCGUUUUAUCUUAAACCCUUCUUCACAAACAUUUGUAUUUGUAUGGUGAGAUGGGAAGGCAGUGAGCCAGAUAGCUUAAACCCUAUCUCCUUGUUUCCCUGAACACCAUUUUCAUAUUUCCAAAUCUACCCUUAUCGCCCAUCCACAUUUUGGUAUUAUGCCGACCAAACUUUCAGCUUUCCAACCCAUUUUCAGACCCAUUUUUUCAGGAGUAUUCCCUCAUAGGCUGAAGAAGCCAUUUUUGGGGUUCCCAAGGUUACAGCAUCGAGUGCUUUUAGUCCGAAGCCAGGCCUCCAGUUUGGUCCCAUUCGUCUCUAGCAGUUAUUCAACCCGAUCGGGCCGCGAAAGAAUGGGUUCGGGCUUCAAGCAGAAUGCGCGGGCAGGGUCCUCCAAGAGUUUGAUUGAUGACGAGGCCGACCUGAGUGACUGGGUAAGUGGGUUGAAUUCGAGCUCCAUUAUGAAAACAAAAGUCUACAGUGAUAGCGAUGAUGAGGAGAGUGAGAAGAGUGGGGUUAGAGACGGGACCGUGAAGAGAAGAAGAGAGGGUGCAUUCGGUAGGGAUUUGGAUUUUUCGGGCGGACGUCGGGGUGAAAGCCCCAGGUCAAGCGAGCCAUUUUCAAGGAGGAGAAAUGAAAAUAAUGGCUCUAAUGGUGGUUCGUUUGGUGGGAGGGGCAGGGACAGGGGCAGGGAUUCGGGUGAUUUCAGGAGGAAAGAAAGCAAUGGUUCUAGUGGUAGUCUGUUUGGUGGGAGGGGCAAAGGACGUGAUUCAGGCGAAUUCAGAAGAAAUGAGAGAUUCAAGGAGAAGAGAGAGAGUGGUGGCGAUUUUGUGAACAGGGGAAAUGAGCGGUGGAGAGAGAAAGGGAAGAAUGAGAGAACAUUUGAUGUUGGUUAUAAAAGGGGUGCUGAUAAAAGUGGUUUUGCGGCUACGAGGAGAGGGAAAGAAAUGGGAAGGAGAGAAUUUUUGGGUACGGAUGAUGAGUCUGUGGGGGAUGAGGAUGAGGGGAAAAAUAGGGGGUAUAUGAGUUUCAAGAAGUUGAUUGAUAGUGGGGAAGAUGAUGGUGGUAGUGAUGAUGAUGAUGAGCAAGAAGUGGAAGCUGAAGAGGAAGAUGUGAUUGGUGAUGGAGAAGUUGAGAAAGGAAAGUCUUUUUCCCAGUUGGCUCAAAGCUCUAUUCCAGGGUCGAGUGAUUCUCACCUUAGCGAGAGCAGGUUUGAUCAAUGUCCUAUCUCACCUUUGUCUCUUAAAGCAAUCAAAGAUGCUGGAUAUGAAAGGAUGACAUUGGUGCAGGAGGCAACACUUCCCGUGAUUCUUAAAGGUAAGGAUGUACUGGCUAAGGCAAAAACUGGCACAGGGAAAACUGUAGCAUUUUUGCUCCCGGCAAUUGAGCUGGUGGUAAAAUCAUCCCCAGUUGGUCUUGAUCAAAAGCGACCUCCGAUACUUGUGCUUGUUAUCUGCCCAACUCGUGAGCUUGCUAGUCAGGCGGCUACCGAGGCCAACACUUUGUUGAAGUAUCAUCCUUCUAUUGGCGUUCAAGUUGUCAUAGGAGGUACACGCCUAGCUCUUGAACAAAAACGAAUGCAAGCCAAUCCAUGCCAGAUACUUGUAGCUACACCUGGAAGACUUAGGGAUCACAUAGAGAAUACAUCUGGAUUUGCUACCCGGCUGAUGGGAGUUAAAGUCUUGGUCCUUGACGAAGCCGAUCACUUGUUAGACAUGGGAUUUCGCAAAGAAAUAGAGAGGAUAAUAGCUGCUGUUCCAAAACAGAGGCAGACACUUCUAUUUUCUGCAACAGUCCCCCAAGAGGUUCGUCAAAUCUGCCAUAUUGCUUUAAAAAGAGACCAUGAAUUCAUAAACACAGUUCAGGAAGGAAGUGAAGAUACACACGCACAGGUCAAGCAGAUGCAUCUUGUUGCUUCUCUGGACAAACACUUUCCGCUUCUUUACACUCUUCUUAAAGAGCAUAUCGCAGAUGAUGUUAAUUAUAAGAUUCUCGUAUUUUGCACAACUGCAAUGGUAACAAGGCUUGUGGCGAAUCUUCUGGGUGAGCUUAACUUGAAUGUCCGUGAGAUUCAUUCCCGAAAGCCUCAAAGUUACAGAACAAGAAUUUCAGAUGAAUUUCGCAAGUCCAAGGGUCUUAUUCUUGUGACAUCUGAUGUUUCUGCACGUGGUGUAGAUUAUCCAGAUGUUACUCUAGUGGUUCAGAUUGGUGUUCCAGCUGAUAGACAGCAGUAUAUACAUCGACUAGGGCGGACUGGGCGAAAAGGAAAAGAAGGGCAAGGAAUAUUGAUGUUGGCACCUUGGGAAGAGUUCUUUUUGUCUAGCAUUAAGGACUUGCCUCUAUCAAAGGCACCUGAACCCUUGGUUGAUCCAGACACGAGGAAGAAGGUUGAGCGUGCAUUAUCCCAUGUGGAGAUGAAGAACAAGGAAGCAGCAUACCAAGCAUGGCUCGGUUAUUACAAUUCGAACAGAAAUAUUGGGCGGGACAAAUAUAGACUUGUGGAGCUUGCUAAUGAGUUUAGUCGAUGCAUGGGGCUUGACAACCCUCCAGCCAUCCCGAAGCUGGUCUUAGGCAAAAUGGGACUGAAGAAUAUACCUGGGUUGAGGUCUAAGUAGAUAAUAUAGACUGCCACACACCAGUUCUUUUUUUCGAUUUUGAAGUGGCAAGAAGGUUCAAACUUUGGGUAGAAUUAUGAGUUCUUAUUUUAUUUUUUGUCUUAGCUAUUUGUAAGAUGUUCGAUUGCAGCAAGUAUUAUGAUUUAUUUCUUUAGCAUUGGGAACUCUCUCCAUUGUUUUCUACAUAGAACGAUCCAAGUCAUUUAUUUGCAAAACUGACCUGCCAGAGAAAGCAUGCAUUUGUUUUCGAAAUGGAG